UUUACACCAAACAGAUGUUUAUAUUGCGAUCAUAAAAGUCAAUAAACGUCUCCCCCCAAUUACGGUCUGUGUAUUAUUGAGCAUUUCAAGUGAAAUUUGACGAUUGGGCACUCUGUUUACUUACGCCAUUUCGUACUCUCAACUUUCUAUUAAUUUUCCAAAACGUCCGCAUCCACAAUACUCCUUUAAUAUAUGAAUAAAUGAAUAAAUAAAUGAGCAAACAAAAAAUCUUGAAGAAGCCUCCAAAAUUCGAUCGAAAUAGGAAAAAACAAACGUGUGUGGUUGGCAUUCGAUUCGUUUGUUCUGUGCAAAGAAGAAAUAUAUUUUGAUCGAUCGUGUGAUAAGAAACAGCGAGACAUUGAAAUGAAUAUUAACGAAAAAUUGAAAUUUAUAGUAUUAUAUACGUUAUUCGAUAAUACAUAUUAUUAACAUGGAGGAAGGAAAGAACGUUCACACCCGGCCCUCGCUCUAAUCGCUCUGGGCUCUGGGCCCGGUUGCGGUGUUCUGUUGUUUGCAAUUGUCUCCGCCCCGGCACACGCGCGUUAAUGUAUUCGAGCGGUGCGAUUGGCUGUUUAUUCCAUCGAAGCCAGGACAUUCGAAGGUCAGUUUAUCCGAGGAAGUGUUCAUCAUGCAGUUACCUUUGAACAGUAGUCGAAGGUAAAUCAGUGCCAAAAUUCGCAAAUUUUAAACCGAAAUAUUUCAUCUUUGUGAUCUUUACGAUCAGAAAAUUUUCAAUAAAAAUGGCCUGCUCCUCCGAAGUUGAGGAAAUCAUGUCCGGGCCACUCGUGCAGUGGCUGGCCAGCUGUCUGGAUGAUCCUAAAAGACCGCUGGAUUACAACGAUUUGGUCGACGGUGUUUUGAUAUAUGAAGUGUUCCUGCAAAUCGAUCCCGAGCCACUUUACGAUGGGAUUUUAGCGACAUCGGGAGACGCGAGGCGGAGGAGCAACAAUUUGGAAAUAAUAGUUAAAAAUUUGAAGAGAUUUUACGAGGACGAGUUGGGUCAAUUGAUAAUAAAAGAGCCGAAGACGAGGAAUUUGGGGGAGGAGCCUCUGUCGAACGUCGAGGAAGCUCGACUCAUUCUCCUCCUGUUAUUAGGCUGCGCCGUUCAGUGUCCAAACAAAGAGAAAUUUAUCAUGCAAAUAAAAAAUCUCGAUUUGGACGUUCAGCUGAAAAUAGUCGAUUGCAUAAAGCAAAUCACCGAUAAAUCUGACAUCGUUAUCGCUCGGGAGACUUUCGAGAAUGCAAACAUAACCGGUCUUUUCGAACAAAUUCGACAUUUGCUUCGAGAACGUGACACUUACAGAGAGAAAUGGGGAGGGAGUUCGCUAGACGAUGUUACGAUCGAGAUCGAGGACGAAAGCGGCGCGGCUCAAAGCAGGGCUCCGAGCGGGAAAACUGAGCGGGAAAAAAAUCAUCAUUCCGCCGUUGAAUUGGCCGAUUGGAAAUCGAAAUUGAGGAAGCAGCGUCAAAGAUUGGACGAAAAAGCCGAGGCUCUUCUCGAGUGCAAAGAUGAGCUGGAACGCGUACGAGCCUCGCUGGCCAAAGUCAAACAAGAGAAUUUCGAAUUGACGCGCGCGGCUCGCACCGUGCAAUCUUAUAAGGACGAGUUGGAUGCCAUGACCGAAAGAGCCGAGCGGGCCGAUCGUUUGGAACUGGAAGUUCAACGAUAUCGUCAAAAAUUGACCGAUUUGGAGUUCUACAAAACUUGGAUCGAAGAACUUAGCGAAGAAAAUCGGGUAUUGAACGAGAAUCGUGAAAUGUUGGAAGAACAGUCGAGAUCGUCGAGACGCAAUGCCGAGAAAGUGAAGGAACUCCAGGCUCAAAUAAUUGGCUACGAGAAGCUCGUUAACGAAAUGUCGCUGGAACAAAGUGCUCAGAAGGAAAAUUUGAAGGAACUCUUGGAGGAAAAUGGCGAGCUGCAUCGAUUGCAAAAAGCUGCAGCGAACGAAGCUGCGAUGAAAGCUGGAUUGGGAGAGGAAGGAGAGGAACCUGCCGGAGCUGCGGAUAAGAGCCUGUCGGAGCAGUUGACGAACAGCGCGCAAGCUCGGAUGCUCAAGCUCGAGCUCGAGAAUCAACGACUGAUGGCGAUGAUGGACUCGUUCGAGGAAAAAUGCUUCUACGCGACGACUUCGCCGGCGAUUAGGCUUCACAGAGAGAAAGAGAUUAACGAGUUGUCGAUGAAAAUACAUUCUUUGAGCGUUGACAAAGAACAUUUGUCCCACAGCAAUUGUGACUUAGAAGUUCUGUGCAGGGAGGCUCUCGAAGAGAAUAAAAAAUUGCAGAGUAUCUUGAACGAUCGGAGAAAUUCUUUCGAAAUCCAUCGAGAGGAUUAUCAGUCGCAGCGCGAGAAAAUCGUCAAACUAGAAAAUCAUAAUGAAAUGGUUUGCAAGGAGAAAGAAAAAAUUCAGUUGCUGCUCGAGAGCGCGCAGAGACGAGCAGACGAUUUGGAACGAUUGCUGGAAAUGUCGAAUCAACGGCUCGAGGAAUUGAAAGCUCGCGAAGGCAGAGCUAUGAGAGCGGAAGCCAAAUGUUAUGAGCUCGAAAAUAAGCUUACGAUUUCGGAGAAAGAGAAAAAUCUUGCUCUUGGCGAUGUUGGCAAAAUGAGGGUGACAAUCGAGAAUAAGGACAUGGCUCUCGACAGGUCGACCAACAAUGUCAUUGUACUGGAACGCAAAGUUGAACAGCUCGAGGGAAAAAUAAAAAAUUUCAUUCAACAAAUAUCGAGGCUUGAGGAAGUGGAAAAAUUGUACAACGAAUUGUCCUCGAAAUUGAGGCUUGAACGCGAGAGAGCGGAGACUCUGGAGUCGAAUCUCAAUGCCGAAAAAUUGAACGGCCAACGAUUGACCGGGCUUUUUGAGAAACUGGGUCUGAACGUUGAAUCGCUGCUGAAUCUUCCGGUGGAAAAGAUUAUUGAAAGCAUCGGGGGAAUCCCUGAAGUGGUGAAUUACGUCAAAUGCUCGGUCCUUGAAGGAGCUACGAGUGCGAAAAAAAAUCCGACAUCCGAUUUCAUUGAUGUACUACCUUCAUCGACGAUAAAAGAUUUGCAAGAAAUCAUCGAUGCCCAGAAGAAUCGAAUGAAGACUUUGCUAAAGAGAAUUCAAAGAACUGGAGUUUCGGUGGAGCGCCUCAAAUUGGAAAAGACGAGAUUCCAAAUGCCUGUGACGAAGCUUUCGUCGAGUUGGACGUCUUGGGCGAGUGGACGCACAAACCUUCACUCAACGGAAACUCAACUCGCGGUAGAUACGGAUGGGUCGAUGAAAAUGUUGAUUUGUAAAGAACGCGCUCGCACGCAACUAGAGAACGAUCGAGCAAGUCUGCAAUCAUUGCACGACCAACUGAACACCGGAUAUGAUAAUAUUCUUCGGGAGCGGGAAUCGUUGAGGAAAAGUCUUCGGGAAGCUCAGAAUGCGAUUAGAAAACUUGAGCGGGAAACGGGUCUCGAGGUGGAGAAGAAUUUGGUGAACGUUAGCAAAGAAUCGGGUGCGACUGAAAUAAAUACUAAAAAUUUGAACACGUUGCGCGUCGAACAUGCUAAGCUCGAGGAAGACUUCAUGACUUUAUACACGUCGACGCAAAAAUUGAGAGUCGAGCACGAUAAUCUUAAAGAGAGUUACAAAAAAGUCAAGAUCGACCUGAAUCGCGUGAGCUUGAAACAGACUGAAAUGGAGGUCGAAAUGAAUUUGAAGAACGACAAAUGCACAGCGUUGGAACUUGAGAUAAGCAAAUUAAAUCAAAGCUCCGAAAUGUUGCUGCAAGUGAAUUCUGGCCUCGAGAGCACUCGACGAUCGUUGAUGAAUCAUUUGAGUCUGUUGUUCAAUCAGUAUCAUGAAUUGUUGAUUCACUCGUUCGAGGACAAGGAGCAUUAUCAUAUGGAAGAAAAAUUGUACACCGACAAAGUCAAUCAUCUUCAUAGACAGAAAGAAAAGCUUGAAGAAAAAAUAAUGGAUCAUUACAAAAGGUUGGAGAAUUGUUCGAUGAAGAAGAAAAAAUUUGGAGCAAAUCUAGUGAAAAAAGUUCGAAAAGCUGGUUCCGAAUUGUUGAGCAUGAAUCGUCGAUCUUGGGCCGAAGACACGAUGAAACAAUUGGAAAACAACAAAACAUACGAAUCUGAAUCGGGCGGAAACGAGUCAGAUUGGAGCAUCGAUUUUCAACAUGAGUCCGUUACUGAAUUGGGUAAAUCGGCAGUCCUCGAGGAUAAGAUUUGUCGUUGGGUUAUCGAGAAGCACUAGAAUAACCAUUUUUUCAAAUGAACGGUUACAAAGAACAAAAAUAACGCGUAAACGUAAUAUUUUCAAAUUAAUGGCAAAUUUUCGAUAUCAUUGCAAAAGAAAAAUUUUCAGAGUUUUUAUAGAUAUAGAUAUAUUUUAAUAGAUUACCAAGGUGUUUUGGCGAAUUUUCAAAAAAAACAUCGAAUCAAUCGAAUAUCAAUGAGUUUUGUAGAAACUUUUCUACUUUUAUAAAAUAUUUUUUAAAAUGAUCAUUUGUAAAAAAUUUGCGACAUCAACUUACUAUAUUCGAAAAUCGAGUUAAGCCAAUGUACAAAAAAUCUUUACGUUAUAUUCAAUGUAACCUUAAUAGAAUGUGACUUAUUUUUUUUUCUAAUGAUUCGUGCAAUAAAUGAUUGAAGA
Molecule: messenger RNA, 4628 nt
Organism: Venturia canescens
Lineage: Eukaryota; Metazoa; Arthropoda; Insecta; Hymenoptera; Ichneumonidae
Product: protein Daple-like
Exons: 18
Coding region: 741-4229 (1162 amino acids)
Biological process (GO): cytoskeleton-dependent intracellular transport; cytoplasmic microtubule organization
Cellular component (GO): centrosome; cytoplasm
Molecular function (GO): microtubule binding; dynein light intermediate chain binding
Source: RefSeq, a predicted model, not a curated record